Molecule: messenger RNA, 1026 nt
Organism: Vombatus ursinus (common wombat)
Lineage: Eukaryota; Metazoa; Chordata; Mammalia; Diprotodontia; Vombatidae
Product: olfactory receptor 10AG1-like
Exons: 2
Coding region: 1-1026 (341 amino acids)
Biological process (GO): G protein-coupled receptor signaling pathway
Cellular component (GO): membrane
Molecular function (GO): olfactory receptor activity
Source: RefSeq, a predicted model, not a curated record
AUGUACCCAGAACUCCUUCCUUGUGUUCAGGAGGAAGUGAAAGAGAUUCUUCUCCAGAAAGGGGUGAAACUGUUGAGUGAGCAAGUGAGUAACCUGGAGGAGCUGCCUCUCAAUGAGCAUCAUGGCAGCAUCCAAGGGAAGACAGACAAAGAGACUCAGCCAGUGGCUAACCUGGUGACUGUCUGCAAUGAGAUUAAAAUCAACUCCUCUGCAUACAGCAGUGCCCUGGGUGACCAAAUGGCUGGUAAUGAUGCCUUAAUGAUUAACAAUCACCUCCAGGUGGAGGGAGUCAGUAAUAUCUAUGCCAUUGGUAACUGUGCUACUGUGAAGGAAUCCAAGAUGGUGCACCAUGCUGGAUUACAUGCCAACUUUGUUGUGACCACCAUUGUCAACACUUUGAAACAGAGAAUGGGAAAAGUCAACACACAAAAAGAGUAUUUACUGCUGGCUGUGAUGGCACAUGACCACUAUGUGGACAUUUGUAAGCUUCUGUACUAUCAAGUCAUCAUGAACCAUAAAGUAUAUAUCCAGCUGGUCAUUGGCUACUGGGUCACUGGGAUGUCAGUGGUCAUAGGGCAGACCUAUCAGAUUUUUUCUCUACCUUUAUCUGGUUCUAACAAGCUCAAUCAUGUUUUCUGUGACAUGCUCCCAGUAGUGAAGCUGACCUGUGGAAACACAUUUGCAAAUCAAAUCUCAGUCUACGCAGAUGCUGUACUCUUUGCAUUGAUUCCCUCUCUAUUGAUACUUGGGUCCUAUGUAAAAAUUAUCUUGACCAUCUUGAAGCUGUCAUCAGUCACUAGAAGACACAAACUGUUCUCCACUUGUUCUUCUCACCUCAUAGUUUUCAUCUUAUUCUUUGGGCCUGGUGUCAUUGUUUAUUUCAGACCCAAGUGCAACCACUCUGAAGGAUUAGACAAAGUUCUUUCUCUAUUCUACACCACUGUGACACCAAUGUUUAACCCUGUGAUAUAUACAUUAAGGAACAAAGAUGCCAUCGGAGCUUUGAGAAAAUUAACACUGAAGUGA